Molecule: messenger RNA, 1482 nt
Organism: Mercurialis annua (annual mercury)
Lineage: Eukaryota; Viridiplantae; Streptophyta; Magnoliopsida; Malpighiales; Euphorbiaceae
Exons: 12
Coding region: 1-1482 (493 amino acids)
Molecular function (GO): protein binding
Source: RefSeq, a predicted model, not a curated record
AUGGAAAAUGAAUCUCGUGACAGGGGAAAUGAAGAUGAUAAUGCAGAAAUAAGUUUGAAACCAAGAAGCCUUCCACCUGCACACUACAUUUUUAAGAUCAAAAAUUUCUCGUUGCUAUCCAAUGCAAAGGUGGAUAGCUUCCAAUCUGCUCAUUUUGAUGUUGGGGGCUAUACAUGGAAGUUAUCUGUGUAUCCUCGAGGAAACAAAAAAAGAAAUGGAGAGGGAUACAUAUCACUGUAUCUUGUCCUCACCAAAUCCAACAAGCUCGCUUUUAAUCAAGAGGUUAAUGUAAGUUUCAAGCUGUUCGUUUAUGAUUUUGUUCACGACGAAUACUUGACUGUUCAAGAUGCUAGUUAUGCUCAGUUCAAAUCAAGUCAGAAGACCAUGGGUUUUCCAGACUUUAUGCCUCUCAUUGAUCUGAAUGACAUCUCCAAGGGCUUUAUAUCUAGUAAUACUUUGGUGGUCGAAUUAGAAAUUCAAGCCAUGACUGAGUGGAAUUCAUUUCAAUGCAACGUAAACAAAGCCAAACUAGCGGCUCUGAUUUUUGGUGCAAUAAAUCAGCUUGAAGGAAUUUAUUCUUUUCAAAUAAGAGCUGCUCACCAAAUAGUUUCACGAGCAACUCUUCUGCAUAGAUUCCCUGCCAUUUGGCAGGGAAUCUUGACUAGCUUUAAUGCUGGUUCAACAACCAGCAUUAAAGCUGGUCAAAAAAUAAGUUGGAAGCUAAGAAGCCUUCCACCUGCACACUACAGUUUUAAAAUUGAAAAUUUCUCUUUGCUUUCCGAUGCAAAAGCCGAGUUUUUCCAUUCUGCUGAUUUUGAAGCUGGGAGCUAUAACUGGUUAGUUAGUGCUUCAUUUAUUUUUCAAGCUAGCCUUUUCUCUCCAAAUCCAACCAAAGCGGUUAAUGUAACUUUCAAGCUCUUCGUUUAUGAUUAUAUUUGUGACAAGUACUGUAAUGUUCAAGAUGAGAAAGUCAGGCGGUUUUGUGGAAUUAGAAGAGAAUGGGGAUUUGAUAAACUCGUUUCUCUCACUGAUUUCAAAGAUAAAUCCAAUGGAUACUUAAUGGAGGAUUGUUGCAUUUUUGGUGCUGAGAUUUUUGUCAUAGAAAAUGGCAGUAAAGAAGAAUGCUUCUCCAUGUUGAAGACGCCUGCAAACAAUACCUAUACAUGGACAAUUGAAAAUUUUUCAGAAUUGAACUUAUUAGAAUUUACCAAUUCCAAAGUGUUUGCCAUUGGUGGCAGUAUAUGGAGCUUAGAUCUUUAUCCAAAAGGGGAUUCAAGAGCGAAAGGCAAAAGCCUAGCCAUGUUUUUAAAACUAGAGGAUCAUGCAAGAUUUGAGCAUGGAAGAAAGCUGUAUGCAGAAUUCCCCUUACGAGUACUAAUCAUCAGUUCGAUUCUAAUGAGCAGACAUGGGGUUCUUCAAAAUUUAUCUCUUGUUAAUCUUAAUGACGAAAAGAAGGGCUUUUUACACUAUUUUGGUGGUUGA